UCAACUCAAAAACCAAUACCCCAAACACACAAAACCCUAACCCUAAUCCUUGAAACCACACUAGCUAGUACUACUCCAAUGGCUUCCACACUAAAACAAACUAGUAUGAUCUUCACUGCUGCAGCACUUGUUAUGUUCUUCUUUAUUCACACGUCAUCAGCUCAAUCAACAUCAUGCACUACUGCUGUAAUUAGCUUAGCACCGUGUCUUAGCUACAUCACCGGAAACUUGACAACACCGUCAUCGUCGUGCUGCUCACAGCUGGCAAGCGUCGUCCAAUCUCAAGUCCAGUGCCUUUGCACUGUCCUCAACGGCGGUGCGUCGCAGUUUGGUAUUGCUAUUAACCAAACACAAGCUCUUACUCUUCCUAGUGCAUGCAAGGUUCAGACUCCUCCUAUCAGCAGAUGCAAUGGUGCGGCUGGUGGUACUCCGGUGGCUCCUCCGGCGGCAUCUCCGGCAGGAACUCCGACAGUUCCUAGCAAUGAUUCUCCGGCAACUGAUAACUCUCCGACCACCCCUUCUUCUACUCCUUCCGUCCCUGAUUCUCCUUCAUCAGGAAGUGGAUCAAAGACAACUCCAACUACAAAAGGGCAGUCAACUGAUGCAAGUUUUGCAAAAAUGAACCAACCUUUGAUUCUGGGUUUUAUGGUCCUUUCAGCAUUUGUGUCUCCCUUCUUCAUCACCUUCUGAUUUUCAUUUAUGCAUCAGAUCAGCGCAUAAUUAUUUAUGCUUAAUUUAUUUAUGAUCAUACAUAUUUUUAUGUAUUUGACUUUAUCCAUUAUUAAAUGUAUGCGUUUUUCAUGUGUGUCAGAGUUUAUGUUUUUUCUGUAUGUGAGGAGAGCUUGUUGUGACUUGUGAGAGUUAUGAGAGUUAUAUUGUACUUUUGAUUUAUUAGUCGGUUAUAUAUUAUUGCAUUUACAGCA
Messenger RNA from Dioscorea cayenensis subsp. rotundata (Guinea yam), 923 nucleotides. Its product is annotated as non-specific lipid transfer protein GPI-anchored 19-like. Gene Ontology annotation, molecular function: lipid binding. The transcript is spliced from 3 exons. The coding region runs from base 79 to 690 and encodes 203 amino acids. Gene Ontology annotation, biological process: lipid transport. Lineage: Eukaryota; Viridiplantae; Streptophyta; Magnoliopsida; Dioscoreales; Dioscoreaceae. The record is from RefSeq and is a predicted model, not a curated record.